GAGUGCCGAGCUGCCGAUCGGGUUUCCCGGCAGGCGCAGGCGGAAAAAGCGAGCACCGAGCUUCUGUCGCCAUCUCCGGGACUCCAAACGCCCCAGGUCUCUUGUGCUGUAUAGCUGCCUGGGCCUGCAGGAUGUUCCACGGGAUCCCAGCUACUCCUGGUGUUGGAGCUCUGUGAUACAUGGCAUGGGAGACACCUUCUUGGGACGUAACUGAAGUGGGCCUGUCCUGGGGUCACCCUUGUCAGCUCCUCCUUGCUCUGUUGCAGCCCCUGGGAACAAGCCGGAGCUGUAUGAGGAAGUAAAGCUCUACAAGAAUGCUCGGGAGCGGGAGAAGUAUGACAACAUGGCAGAGCUCUUUGCCGUGGUGAAGACGAUGCAGGCCCUGGAGAAGGCGUACAUCAAGGACUGUGUCACCCCCAAUGAGUACACUGCAGCCUGCUCCAGGCUCCUGGUCCAGUACAAAGCUGCCUUCCGACAGGUCCAAGGCUCAGAGAUCAGCUCCAUUGAUGAAUUUUGCCGAAAGUUCAGACUGGACUGCCCACUUGCUAUGGAGAGGAUCAAAGAGGACCGGCCCAUCACUAUCAAAGACGACAAGGGCAAUCUCAACCGCUGCAUUGCAGAUGUUGUUUCGCUCUUCAUUACAGUCAUGGACAAGCUGCGUCUGGAGAUCCGUGCCAUGGACGAGAUUCAGCCAGACCUGCGGGAGCUGAUGGAGACAAUGCACAGAAUGAGCCACCUGCCUCCAGACUUCGAGGGCCGCCAGACAGUCAGCCAGUGGCUGCAGACCCUGAGUGGUAUGUCGGCCUCUGACGAGCUGGAUGACUCUCAAGUUCGCCAGAUGCUCUUCGAUCUGGAGUCCGCUUACAACGCCUUUAACCGCUUCCUACACGCCUAAGCCUCACCGAGACAGGAAUGAGAGUGGUAGAGAUGUGACGACUCAGCCCCCCAGUGUGUCUACAUCCGUCCUAGAUGCCUAUAUUGUCAGGAUAUCACCCACAAUAAAUAUUUGUCUAACCUUCCUGCUGUGGGCAGCUAUACUGAG
Molecule: messenger RNA, 1042 nt
Organism: Mus musculus (house mouse)
Lineage: Eukaryota; Metazoa; Chordata; Mammalia; Rodentia; Muridae
Gene: Vps28
Product: vacuolar protein sorting 28
Exons: 10
Coding region: 344-895 (183 amino acids)
Biological process (GO): positive regulation of protein catabolic process; negative regulation of protein ubiquitination; endosome transport via multivesicular body sorting pathway
Cellular component (GO): ESCRT I complex; early endosome; late endosome membrane
Molecular function (GO): ubiquitin binding
Source: RefSeq, marked reviewed